Aspergillus affinis is the source of this 1146-nucleotide messenger RNA. RefSeq names its product U2 snRNP complex subunit LEA1 (gene lea1). Bases 1 to 1146 code for a protein of 381 amino acids. Gene Ontology annotation, biological process: mRNA splicing, via spliceosome. The transcript is spliced from 8 exons. The record is from RefSeq and is a predicted model, not a curated record. NCBI's taxonomy places the organism in Eukaryota, Fungi, Ascomycota, Eurotiomycetes, Eurotiales, Aspergillaceae. Gene Ontology annotation, cellular component: U2 snRNP. Gene Ontology annotation, molecular function: U2 snRNA binding; protein binding.
AUGUUCUCCAUCCAGACCGCAGCCGUUAGCCUUCUUGGACUUUUCGCAUUGACUGCCUCAGCCUGGCCGAUCUUUCAGGACGGACAGGAAAUUGACGUCGUCACCGUCUGGCAAGACGUCAACCGCAUGGACGACAGAAUGGGCCUGUGCGACUUGAACAGGUGCUUGGAGUUUCCACCUGGCAAUGAAUGGAACAACGCCAUCUCUUCCAUGAUGGUUAGUGAUGGAUAUUCCUGCACUGCGUGGAGGAACUCUCGUUGUGUGGGUACCCCGAUGCGGUUGGACAUGCGUGGUGCAUUUGAUGAUCUGAAUGUGGAGGGCAUGAAUAAUAUGAUUGGAAGCUUGAUGUGUAGACAGGUUAUGGAAGAAGAACCCCCCGCCGCCAUGCGAUUGACUGUCGAACUCAUCCAGAAUUCCCUCUCGUACAUCAACCCAUUGAAGGAUCGAGAGCUAGACCUCCGAGGACACAAGAUACCCGCCAUCGAGAACUUGGGUAUUGCCAGGGAACAAGAUGCAAUCGACCUCACAGAUAACAGCAUUUCCUCGCUCGGGAACUUCCCCUUCUUCCCCCGCCUUCACACGCUUCUCCUCGCGCGCAACCGUAUCAAGCAGAUCCAGCCGACGCUAGCUUCCUCGAUCCCGAACCUGAGCACGUUGGUGCUGCACUCGAAUAACGUGACGGAGUUAGCCGAUCUAGACCCGUUGCGCAACUUGUCCAAGUUGACGCAUCUGGUGUUGUUGGAGAACCCGAUCACGAGGAAAGAGAACUACAGGUACUGGGUGAUCUGGCGCCUCCCCAGCGUGCGUUUCCUCGACUAUCAGAAAGUAAAGGAGGCCGAGCGCGAAAAGGCCCAGGAACUAUUCGGCACGGCCGAAGAGCCAUCCGCUCUGGCAUCCAAGAUCAUCGGCAUCAAGUCGCGCACCUUUGACGUUCCCUCGGGUGGUCCUGCAGACCGGGCAUCUGCCGACAAGGCGGUGCGGGUGCAACUGACCGACCAAGAGCGGAAGCGAGUCGAGAAGCUGAUCCGCGAGGCACGGAGCUUACAGGAGAUCUCGAAGUUGGAGAAGGAGCUCAACGAGGGCCGGAUACCUGGGGGUGCGUUCGAUGUGGGCUACGAUGAUGAGGACGCGCAGAUGCAGAUGUGA